Staurois parvus is the source of this 464-nucleotide messenger RNA. NCBI's taxonomy places the organism in Eukaryota, Metazoa, Chordata, Amphibia, Anura, Ranidae. The record is from the annotation of a GenBank genome assembly.
AGGAGAUGACCAGAGACUGCGGACACAGUACAGGAGAUGACCAGAGACUGCAGACAUAGUACAGGAGAUGACCAGAGACUGCGGACACAGUGCAGGGGAUGACCAGACACUGCGGACACAGUGCAGGGGAUGACCAGAGACUGCGGACACAGUGCAGGGGAUGACCAGAGACUGCGGCCACAGUGCAGGGGAUGACCAGAGACUGCGGCCACAGUGCAGGGGAUGACCAGAGACUGCAGACACAGUGCAGGGGAUGACCAGAGACUGCGGACACAGUGCAGGAGAUGACCGGAGACUGCGGACAGUACAGGAGAUGACCAGAGACUGCGGACACAGUACAGGAGAUGACCAGAGACUGCAGACAGUGCAGGGAAUGACCAGAGACUGCAGACACAGUGCAGGGAAUGACCAGAGACUGCAGACACAGUACAGGGGAUGACCAGAGACUGCAGACACAGUACAGG